Fusarium sp. VM40 is the source of this 1455-nucleotide messenger RNA. The record is from the annotation of a GenBank genome assembly. NCBI's taxonomy places the organism in Eukaryota, Fungi, Ascomycota, Sordariomycetes, Hypocreales, Nectriaceae.
AUGGCGACAGGCAUCAAGAAAGACUCGCCGCCGGACCUCAGUGAUGAGGCUGGCACAGUCGACUCAGGUCCUCCUGUGAACGAGAAGGCCCUCCUGCGAAAACUCGAUCUACGACUUCUCCCAGCUGUCGGCGUGCUUUACCUCUUGUCGUUCCUUGACCGCAGCAAUGUUGGUAACGCUCGAAUUGAGGGAAUGGUCGACGACCUUCACAUGACGGGUAACGAGUAUUUGACCGGCUUGACUCUGUAUUUUAUCGGUUACGUUAUUUUCGAGAUCCCAUGCAAUAUCAUUCUCAAACGUACCACGCCACGACUAUGGCUUCCAACACUCACCGUUGCUUGGGGUAUCGUGGCCACUCUGCUCGGAAUCGUACAAAACAAAACGGGCUUCUUUAUCGCCCGCUUCUUCCUUGGUGUAACUGAAAGCGGAUUGUUUCCCGGCGUGGUGUAUUAUUUCUCUAUGUGGUACAAGCGACGUGAGAGACAGUACCGCAUCUCGCUCUUCUUCAGCGCUGCAUCCCUCGCCGGAGCUUUCGGUGGAAUCCUGGCAUACGGCAUUGGUAAAAUGGCAGGUGUAGUCUGGGACAAUGGAUGGCGAUGGAUCUUUAUUCUGGAGGGUAUUGCGACUGUGCUGGUUGCCACUGCGGCGUACUGGUUCAUCGAGAACUAUCCAGAUACGUCCAAGUUUCUCACCAAGUCUGAGCGCUCGUUUAUUCAUGAGCGUUUGCAUGCCGACAGCGACGCUGUUCGUGAAGAGAAGUUUACCUGGGCUGCUGUUCGUGAAGCUCUCACGGACCCUAGCUGCUGGCUUUAUGGCCUUGGAUUUCAUACAAUGAGCUUGCCAUUAUACACGUUAUCUCUAUUUUUGCCUACCAUCAUCAAGGAUCUUGGAUACACGGCAGCUGUCGCGCAGCUUCUAACAAUCCCACCGUAUGCCGUCGCGUUUGUCACAACCCUGAGUGUCGCCAUUGCCUCUGAGAAACUCGCCAAACGCGCCGUCUUCAUCGCUGGUUCUGCUUCUGUCGCUGCGAUCGGAUACAUCAUCCUUCUCGCCAACAAAAACCCCACAGCCAGACCAGGAGUAUCAUACGUCGGAACCUUCUUCGCUGCGGCUGGAAUCUACCCUGCCACCGCUCUUGUGCUCAGCUGGCCCGCCAUCAAUGUUUCCGGACAGACCAAGCGAGCGAUUGGGAAUGCCAUGCAAAUCAGCAUAGGUAACCUCGGUGCGGUGAUGGGAACGCAAUUGUAUCGAUCUGGUGACGGUCCGCGUUUUGUCGUUGGCCAUUCUAUGGCCUUGGCAUAUCUUAUCGCCAAUGUUGUGGUUGUAACUUUGUUGGCAUGGAGACUGAAGAAGCAGAACCAGAGUCGGGCUGCGAUUAGUGAGGAGAUCAAGCAUGUCGGCGAUGUCGAGAAUUGGAGAGGUGACUCGGACCCAAGAUGGAGAUUUGAGUAUUAA